AUGGCAGCUCCGGUGAAAGCAACCCUGGCUCUCUUGGUUCUCACCGUGGCAACUGUCCUGUGUGCGGAGGUGGAGGAACGUUUGGUGAAUCACCUGUUGUCACCGGAGCGCUACAACAAACUCAUUAGGCCAGCUGUCAACACCAGCCAGCAGGUCACCAUUUACAUCCAGGUGUCUCUAGCCCAGCUGAUCAAUGUGAAUGAGAGGGAGCAGAUCAUGACCACCAACUGUUGGCUCACUCAGGGCUGGAAUGACUACAGAUUAAUGUGGGAUCCUGAAGAGUACGAGGGAAUCAAGAAAAUCCGACUCCCGUCACAACACAUCUGGCUGCCUGACAUUGUCCUUUACAACAAUGCUGAUGGCACCUAUGAAGUCUCCUUUUACUCCAAUGCUGUGGUCUCCAAUAAUGGCGAAGUGGCCUGGCUCCCACCAGCGAUCUACAAGUCGGCCUGUAAAAUCGAAGUCCGUGAUUUCCCCUUUGACCAGCAGAACUGCACUCUCAAAUUUCGUUCUUGGACCUACGACCACACAGAGAUUGAUCUCAUCCUCCUCAGUGAUUAUGCCUCACGUGAUGACUUCAAACCCAGUGGUGAGUGGGAUAUUGUUUCACUGCCUGGACGCAAGAAUGAAGACCCUAAUGAUAUCAGAUACCUGGAUAUUACCUAUGACUUUAUUAUCAAGAGAAAACCGCUCUUCUACACCAUCAACCUGAUCAUUCCCUGCAUCCUGAUCACAUCACUGGCUAUUCUUGUGUUUUACCUCCCAUCAGACUGUGGUGAGAAGAUGACUCUUUGUAUUUCAGUCCUCCUGGCCCUGACUGUGUUUUUACUCCUUAUCUCAAAGAUUGUGCCACCUACGUCUCUAGCAGUGCCUCUGAUUGGGAAGUACCUAAUGUUUACAAUGGUGCUGGUCACCUUCUCUAUUGUCACCAGCGUUUGUGUGCUCAAUGUGCACCAUCGGUCACCCAGUACGCACACCAUGCCUCCUUGGGUCAAGCGUGUCUUUCUGUAUCGGCUUCCCUCUUUCCUCUUCAUGCGGAGACCCGGUAGCUCUAACAUCCGUGAACGAUUCCGGAAAAAGCACCAGAAGCAAAAGUACUCUGACCAGAAGCGGUGUGGAGCAGAGGGUGGAAGUGGAAGUUCCACUGCAAUGGCUGAUUCCUCCUCAUCCUUCUUUGUUAAUGAGGAGUCGGCCAAACACUAUGGCUGGAGGGUCAGUGACUUGUCAGAGAACACAGAGUUCAGGAAGAGGAUGACCUUGAAGAGCAACAUUGAUGUGGAAGAUGCAGUUGAUGGAGUACGCUAUAUUGCUGAGAAGAUGAAGAGUGAGGAUGAUGACGAAGGGAUCAUUGAAGACUGGAAAUAUGUGGCGAUGGUGAUUGACCGUCUUUUCCUGUGGAUCUUUGUGUUUGUGUGUGUAGUUGGGACAAUGGGCCUCUUCAUGCAGCCUCUUUUUCAGAGUUAUAACACCCCCAUUAUUGAGGACAUAGAGCAUAAUUCUGAAACUUGAACCUUCAUUGUGACCUGACCCAGAAGUGGCUUUUUAUUUCCAGAAGCAGAUUUUAACACAUAUCAUAUGGCCGCCUCUCACCACACUCUGACUGGGAAAUGACACAUUUUAACCUUUCCAUUUUCUCCUCCCCGCCCCUGCUCUGCCUUUUUAAAUCUCCAUGUGCCCGCCAUCCUCUGGUCCACUCAUCUUUCCCUCACACAGGAGCUGUGAUAUUUUUAUUUCAGAGGCUCUGCAACCCCCCAAGCUUUGUAAAAGAAAGAAAGAAAAAAAAAAGUUUAAAAAAUGCAUUCAUAACCCAAACUGUCUGCUAUAACAUGAGUCACAGUAUUUACUACAACAGCUUUUCUAAAAGGCUCGGAUGCUGUGUAAAAUGUAAAAAAAUGUGGUUGCAUUCUCAAUUCAGUUUAGAUUCUGUUGUGGGAUGAGAGAGAGCACAAGCCUGGGUGUAGCCUCUCGCAUCAGCCGCACUUUCACUAAUAUCUAUAUACAGUUGCCUGCAGCACUGCAAAGGCUUGUGUUAGAACUGCCAGAUCCUCAGCGUACACUAUAUUGCCAAAAGUAUUUGCUCAUCUGCCUUCACACAAAUAUGAACUUGAGUGACAUCCCAUUCUUAAUCCAUAGGGUUUAAUAGGAUGUUGGCCCACCCUUUGCAUCUAUAAAAGCUGCAACUCUUCUGGAAGCAGUGUUAAUUUCGUUGACGAAAUAUUUUCGUCAUAGUUUUCGUCAACGACCCUUUCUUUCAUGACGAAAACAAGACGAUUACUAAAUUAAAACCACCUAAAAGGAUAAAAAGGAUGACGAAAUUAAUUUGCACUUUUGGAAAUGGUUUCGUCUUGACGAAUCCAUUUCCACACUCUGGCUUUUUUUUUUCACACAAGGCCUAAACUUGACAUAGCUUUUCUAGUAUGCACCUGUGCAUCACUAAUAGUAGAAUAUUCCUUGUUUUCUUUUCAGCAAAACAAUGCUAAACCGCAUUUUGUUCAUAUUACAACAUCACUUUGUUUUAAAAGAGUGGGAGUGCCAGACAGA
Molecule: messenger RNA, 2541 nt
Organism: Archocentrus centrarchus (flier cichlid)
Lineage: Eukaryota; Metazoa; Chordata; Actinopteri; Cichliformes; Cichlidae
Product: neuronal acetylcholine receptor subunit beta-2-like
Exons: 6
Coding region: 1-1509 (502 amino acids)
Biological process (GO): monoatomic ion transmembrane transport
Cellular component (GO): postsynaptic membrane
Molecular function (GO): transmembrane signaling receptor activity; acetylcholine-gated monoatomic cation-selective channel activity
Source: RefSeq, a predicted model, not a curated record